AUUGUAUUUCAGCUCCCCUUGCUUCGUUCUUCAAAUGCCGUCAUCCGCCAACUUACCAUCCACUCGAGCACUCCUGACUCCUGCAGCAGCUGCUGAGCAGCAGUACUCCUCAAUCUCUCCUCCUCUCCUCUGACUCCUGCCCUGCCCUGCACUGCCCUCAGCUCCCCUCAGCUCCCCUCAGCUCGAGCGGAACUCCCUUCCCACAUUCCCGAUACAACUGCUGCACUCCCCGUCUCACGACUUGGCUCGUGUUAAUUCAGGAGAAGUCAGGCAGUCGCACACUCUCACUCUUCCACCUCUCCACCUCUCUCUCUCUCCCUCCCUACUUCCCUCCCUCCCCUCCUCCACAUCUUCGAGCUAGAAGCACGACCUCCAGCGCCAGUCAGGUGAGAGGACGACUCACCUGGUGGACAGACAGACAAAAGAGGCAGCCAGCCCAACACUCUCUUCGGCAUUGUGCUCCUUCUCACGUAAGGCUUCGGAUCUUCAGAAUGGGCGCCGAGGAGGUUGCAGUAGCUGCGGCCCCAGCUUCAGUCGAUGUCGCAGCUGCUCCCUUGAAGGCCCUUUCUCUCGAGCCCUCUGCUCCAGUGAAGGCCCCUGCCACUGCCACUGCUCCAGCUCCAGCUCCAGCUCCAGCACCAUCGCAAGCUGCAGCUGCGAAGGUGGCGGAUGCGUCGAGCGACAGGUUCGACAUUACCACAGGGAAGGCGGAGUACAUUCUGCCUCGGGAACAGAUAGAGCCACAGACUUACUAUCUCAGCAACCUCGAUCAAAAUGUGGCCAUGCUCGUGAAGACCGUGUACCUGUUCGAGGCGAAGCCUGAGAAGAAGGAGGAUGUGAGCGAGGUGCUCAAGACGUCUCUGGCCCAGGUGCUCGACACCUACUGGCCUCUGGCCGGUCGCCUGGCGCUCAGCCCCGAGAUGAAGCUGAUCGUGAAUUACAACAACGACGGCGUCUGCUUCGUGGAGGCCAUCGCCAACGCCGACUUGGCGGACUUGGGCGACAUCGGCAAGCCCGACGACCGCCUCGCGCAGCUGCUGUACGAAGUUCCCGGCGCCACCAACAUCUUGGACACCCCACUCGUGGUCGUUCAGGUGACAAAGUUCAAAUGCGGAGGAUGGUCGCUGGGGCUGAGCAUGCAGCACUCGAUGUUCGAUGGAAUUGCGGCGAACGAGUUCAUCAAGGCGUGGGGCGAGGUGGCGCAGGGGAAGAGCAUGACGAUCAGCCCGGUGUUCGACCGCACUCUGCUGCAGGCGAGGACGCCGGCGAAAAUCGAGUUCCCGCACCACGAGUUCGCGGAAAUUGAGGACCUCUCGCCCGACAAUCGCCUCGACACGAGCGAGAACAUUGUGCACAAGUCGUUCACCUUCAGCCCCGAGGCCGUGGACGAGCUGAAGCGCAGGGUGGCGGCCGAGGCCGAGGAGGGGGUCGAGGGGCGGAAGUGCACCACCUUCGAGGCGCUGUCGGGGCUGGUCUGGCGGGCGCGGACGCGCGCGCUGCAGAUGGAGCCGCGCCAGAAGACGCGGCUCUACUUCGCCGUGAACGGGCGCGAGAAAUUCGUGCCUCCGAUUCCGGCGGGUUACGUCGGCAACGCCAUCGUGCUCACCUUCUGCAUGACGGAGGCGGCGGACCUCGUCGACCGGCCGCUCGCACAUUCCGUCCGGCUCGUGCAGGACGCCAUCCGGCUCAUCGACGACGGCUACAUGCGAUCGGCCAUCGACUUCUUCGAGAUGACGCGUGCGCGCCCCGCGCUCACCGCCAGCGUGUGCAUCACCACCUGGUCCCGGCUGCCCUUCCACGUCACGGACUUCGGCUGGGGCGAGCCCGUGCAGACCGGCCCCGUCACCCUGCCCGACAAGGAGGUUAUACUCUUCCUCUCGCACGGCUCGCAGCGCAAGAGCAUCAACGUCCUGCUCGGCCUCCCUGCCCCCGUCAUGGAGCGCUUCGAGCAGGCCAUCAAGCUGUGAAUUCCUCUCCGCCAGCGCGUAUAUAUCCCGCGACUGAGCACGUCGCAUAGCUUACCUCCCUCCCCCAUCGAGCAUGCAAUGCCCCCCUCCUGAUGAUGCGUUUGUUAUAUAUUGGCUGGAUGUUGUCCCGCUCGGAGCUGCCUGGACGUGGAGUGCAGAGGAAUCGAGUCGAUCCCACGGGGACUGGAGAAGGAGGAGGAGGAGGAGCGACGAGCGACGAAUGAUGGUAGCACCACAAAGUCAUCUACCUAAAGCGUUUGAAUCUGUGUAAAUAUUAUUGGACUUUAUGCAGAGGAAGGAGGGUGGGAGGGAUGGAGAGAGGGCCAGGGCCGUAAUUUUAAUGGGGGCUGGGGUUCUGGGAAGAUCGACGGAGUUCCCCGCUGCUCUUGAGGGCUCUGCUUGCAGGAUGUAGAGUUCUCGUGCCUCCGAGCGAGCAAGCGACGACACUGCAUCGUUUUCAUGGAGAAUUCAGGGUUCCUGUUUAGUUGGUGUGUGCAGUAGCCCCUCAUUGUGCCCUCGGAUGCGACUCAUCCGAUCCUUAGAAGCACGGGCCGUCCUUUUGGCUGCAUAGUAUUCUUUGUCACAUAGAGGUCUAUGUCAUCGACCCGACACUAUCAGCUGUCGGCUUUGAUUCAGUAAAAGUGUGGCGCUGUAAAAUUGCAUAAUUGCUUUUUCAUAACACAUUG
Marchantia polymorpha subsp. ruderalis is the source of this 2653-nucleotide messenger RNA. Lineage: Eukaryota; Viridiplantae; Streptophyta; Marchantiopsida; Marchantiales; Marchantiaceae. The record is from the annotation of a GenBank genome assembly.